AAAACAUCACGGGCGGCUGCUGCAGCUGUGUGCUACGAAGCACAUGGUGGUGUGCAAGCGUCAACCUUUUGAGUUUUGUUUAACUUUAUCGCUUUCUUUGCUGAAAAAGCACACCGUUUGAAUAAAAGUAGCUGGUCGACUUAAGGAAAGAAAUACCAUUAAAAGCGCUGUAACUUUGUGGAUUUUCUUUUUGUUUACUUAAAACUUAUUCGACAGCCAACAAGCGAGCAUGUCGACUGGCGCAAAGCAAGCGAAAAGCUGCCCGAUUCCCACCAGGGUCCUCACCCUGAAGGACUGGUCCCAGCUCCCUGACUGUUACAGCCAGACCCCCGGGGGGACCCUCUUCUCCACCACGCCAGGAGGUACUCGCAUCAUCUACGACAGGAAGUUUCUCCUGGAAUGUCGAAAUUCCCCUCUCGCCAGGACCCCCCCAUGCUGUCUGCCUCAGAUCCCAGGGGUCACCAUACCAGCUACACACUCCGUGGGGAAACUGCAGGACCUGAAAGAGGAGGAAGAGAAGGAUGUUGCAGAUGACAGCCAAUUUGAGAUGGAUAUUUGAGCUCCAGAAUUGCCUCCUGUGGAGAGUUAUUGGUUAAAGGUCAUAAAUGACUAAUGCAUUAAUUAUAUGAAAAAAAAAAUCAUUAUUCCUCUUAUUUUUUGUUUACAAAUACCUUUGUCAAAAACCCAAAUGAAUGUGUGGAACUGUGGGGUGAUUUUGUGUUGUUACCCUCUCACACUGAGUUAAGCAAAGGAAGAAAAUGGAUUGCCUUGAUAAUUUCUUGCUUGCUAACUGUAAUGAUACAGCAGUACAAGGGAGGGGGAAAAACCUUUUUUGAAUUAACUUUUUUAUCUUAUGUAAAUAAGAAAUUUGUACGAUGUAGCAUGUUUUUUAAGUUGAGGGAAAUGAUUACAUUAAGAGAUGUAUGGAAUGGGUUAGCAAUGCAUCAGCCUUCUUAUGUGAAGCCUCAAACGGGAAGACUCACUUUGUUUGAAGCCUGCAGAUUAUCAAACAUUUAUUUUGUAUGAAAGGAGUGAUUUGAGAAUUUCAAAAUAAAGGCAGUGAAAAUGCAAAA
Messenger RNA from Oryzias latipes (Japanese medaka), 1073 nucleotides. RefSeq names its product eukaryotic translation initiation factor 4E binding protein 3, like (gene eif4ebp3l). NCBI's taxonomy places the organism in Eukaryota, Metazoa, Chordata, Actinopteri, Beloniformes, Adrianichthyidae. The record is from RefSeq and is a predicted model, not a curated record. Gene Ontology annotation, biological process: negative regulation of translational initiation. Gene Ontology annotation, cellular component: cytoplasm. Gene Ontology annotation, molecular function: eukaryotic initiation factor 4E binding.